AGUCGUCCAAUUAUUUUGUUUUCGACGGUUUCGACGUGUAAACACCUCUAUGCUUGAUAUUGUUUUUUACCGCAAUAAAGCAAAGUGUAGUGAAAAAAUGUUGAAAAUUGAGACCGUAUCUUUCCGUCUCCACAGUAUACGAUUUUGAUCGAAUUUAGAAACUAAAAUCUCAAAUAACUCUAGGACCGGGAAAGAAUAAAAAAGCUGCGUGUGGAAUCAAUUUUGCAAAUGAUUUGUAUGCACUCGCAGAGUGAAUAAAAAUGGACAAAUUGACUGUAAUAUCAGGCACUUUGUUUCUCGCAGCCGAUGUAUUUGCUAUUGUCAGUCUGGCGAUGCCAGAUUGGAUUAUAACCGACGUUGGAGGUGAUACCAGAUUAGGCUUAAUGUGGUCAUGUAUGACGCUCUACAACAGACCACAAGUUUGUUACACCCCUGAUCUUCAACCAGAAUGGUUGAUGGCUCUGGUUUGUAUAUUCAUCGGAUGCAUAUUCAUAACAACAACCAUCGGAUUAUUGGCUGUAUCGCACUGGGAUCGGCAUCUUAUUCCUUAUGCUCGAUGGGUCGGCUUUACUGCAAUGGUUCUCUUCUGUUUGGCUGCAGUUAUAUUUCCAAUGGGAUUUCACAUUGACGAGAUUGGUGGACAACCGUAUCAGUUGCCAAAUUCUCACCAAGUUGGCAUUUCCUACAUAUUAUUUGUUCUUGCAUUGUGGAUAACGGUCAUAUCAGAAUUGUUCGCUGGAAAAGUUUGUCUACCACAUUUCUAGCAUUUUCCAAUUUACGAAUUCAUUGGUUUAGUGGUACCCUGCGCAGGCAUUGUUGCUAUUCGUUUUGUUCUUCAUCUCUUUGAGAAUCAUUAACCUCAUUGUUAUUUUUGAGAGUUAUUAAUCAAAAUGAAAAGAGCUGGCAGAACAAAGAUAAAAAAUUUCUAUCUCGUUUUUGUUGUGGAAUUUCAAGCUUUACAACAAAAAGACUUCGGAUAGUUAUUUCAUUGAAAAAACAUGUACGACGAAUCUCAUUUUUUUUUACUUUUUCAUCAAAUUUUAUCUCGGAAUUUGCAAUUAUUUUGUCCACCACCGUUUCUCGUCUUCCAAUGUUGGAAUUGAUUUGUGAGAGUUUUUGAUUACCGUGUAUAAGGCACAAUGAAACCCUGGAAUUCAAUUUACAUUCACAUUAUUAUCCAAUUGUAUAAAUAUAAGAAACAAUGUAUUUCAACGAUGGAGUUCAUUCAGACCACAUUAAUGGAAUCCAAACGACAUUUUUUUACGAAUCUCUCGUGUAUCCAUAACGUAAAUAUCUGGAGAAUGCAGCAGCAUCUCAAUAUGUCAAGUAUUGAAAAAGAAAUUUCUAAAAGACGUGUACAGCGUAUCUACACUUGAGAUUGGACAUUUUUUUUCUUAUAGUACCUGAGUAUUAUAUUUAUGUAUAUAUAGAUAUAUGGAGAAACAAUAAUAUUGUAAUCAAAGUUUUAUUGAACGAAAACCAUCGUUUUUCGUCGAUUAGGUAUUCGUAAGGUACAAUUGUUAUCAUUAAAGGUUUGUUUUUUAAUGAAUUGUUGAACUUUUGAUAGAAUAAGUUGUCUACAAUCUAAACGAGCACUUUAAAUAGAAAAGUCGUAUUAUCGAAUAUCAUUGUAAUUGUUACAUGGAAAAUACAAAAAUAUACAGAAACAUUAGGGUGUGCAUAAAAAAAUCGAUAUUUUUUUCGCUUACAUCUACUAAAAAUAGUUGAAAUAUAGUAAAAAAAAGGUCUUCUACAGGGAGAGCUUAAACUUAUAUUUCAGGGAAAAGCAAACGAAGAGCAAUUGCAAUAUCUGUCAAAAAUAACCGAAUUGUAGCAAACAAAUAUUAAAAAACGUUUAUUCAGAUGGAAAAUCUUAAAAUACAAUGCGCUACAAGAAAUAAUCAAUAGACAGUUCUCCUUGUAGGAGAUUUUUUUAACUAGGGGAGAGUAGCGCAAAGUGGAACAGCCGGGCAAAGCGCAAUCCCCCCUCCCCCUUCGAAAAUUUAGGACAUUUUUUUUCUAUUGGAAAUCUGCAAAAUUUUGUUAUUCGGCUGAGAACAUGCUUCAAAAACUCAAAAUUGAAGAAAAAAAAAAAUUUUUUUUUAAUUGGAUUUUUUUUUCUGUCGAUAAAUUGACAUAUCAGCUCAAAAUAAGUCGUGAAAUAGUUAUUAUUGAAAAUAUGGAUAUUUCCAACAUAGAUAUGUGAUAUUUAUACGAUUCUAUCUCAUUUAUACGAUAUCUUCAUGGUAUUAGUCUUAUUUUUUUAGGAUACACACCCGAAAGUGAGAAAAAUCACGAAUCUUUUACUUUUUUGUUAACACCAAGGAAAAUGGAUAUAAUGUGUAUUCAAUAUUCAAUAAAACAAUAGCAGUUCGAGACGUUCGAACAUAAUUUUUAGUGUCACCAAGCCGUAGGCAAUGUUGAGCCUCAAAAAGAGACUUCAUUCCUCCUGAGCUGCGAAUUUGUUAGAAUUUCAGUUUGUCCUAGACGACGUCGCUUCCGAGGCCCAAAAUUCCUUACGGUUAGGAUAGGAAAAUGUCUUUUGGUGUCACUAAAAAUGCUGCUCUAGUUUUCGAAUGAGCUGAUCCCAUUUCGAUUUCCAUGGAAGAGUUCAAUCGUCGAUUUUGACUCAAAUUUUAAUCUGAAUUAUUUUUGUCGUAAGAUUUUUUUUUUCUCGUUUCAGAUGAAAAUGAGUGUGGUGAGAACAGUACGUUUAUUCUUUCAUUGAUAAAUUUCAUUUUAUAAAUUUCCAACGUUGAAACAAAACGUCAAGAAACGAAGAACUUUUAGCAAAAUUCAAAAUAAAUUCAAAAAUAGGGUAAAACAGAUACAAAAAAACGUCGCUUCAGCCCACAUUAUCGUUUUAACAUAUUCAUUCACCUAAUUCUGUAGAAAUAGAACGUCAAAAAACGAAGAACUUUUACCAUUUUCAAAAUAAGUAAAAAAAAUGGGGCAAAGUGAACACAAAUAUUUUUUUGCAUAAAGAAAAGGCCACUUUGCCCCAUCAUUUUUUUUUUAUAGGAUAUGAGAAAUAAGUGUGGAAAAUCAAUUUUCGAUUGCAGCAGUAGUUGACAGAACAUAUGCAAAUCGACACAUCUAGCUUAAUUGCUUAUAGUGUCCCCUUGCCCUACAUUCUUCUAAGAGUACCAUGAAGUUAUUGUAAACGAGAUAAAAUUGUAUAAAUAUCACAUAUGUUGGAAAUAUCCAUAUUUUCAAUGAUAAUAACUAUUUUACGGCUUGUCUUGAGUUGAUAGGUCAAUUGAUUGAAAAAAUGUUUUUUUUUUUUUUUUUAAUUUUGAGUUUUUGAAGCAUGUUCUCAGUCAAGUAACUAAAUUGUGCAGAUUUCCAAUAGGAAAAUGUUCUAAAUUUUCGGGGGGGGGGGGGUGUUCCGUUUUGCCGUACUCUCCCCUAUAUAUACUUUAACUAUUUUUCGUGGAUGCAGCAAAAACAGUAUCUUUUUUUUUAUGCAUAUCCUUAUGAACACAUUGCUAAUAGGAGUUUCAAACACGUUUAUUCAUUAGCAUUUUUAUUCACUAUUAUUCACAUAACGUUAUUUCCUAUAAUAAUGAAAGUACAGUUGAUUUGUGUUUGUGUAUUUUGUGUUCUGGAUAAAAAUAAGCCAACAUGUAAAUACGAGCGUUUCAUUAUUCUAUGCGGAAUUGUUUUUUAUAUUACGAAAUUGGAAUAUGAAUAUGUCCGAUUUCGAUUGAUAAAUGUUUUCAAUAAAGCUGAAGUUGAGUCAA
Molecule: messenger RNA, 3743 nt
Organism: Venturia canescens
Lineage: Eukaryota; Metazoa; Arthropoda; Insecta; Hymenoptera; Ichneumonidae
Exons: 3
Coding region: 261-764 (167 amino acids)
Biological process (GO): negative regulation of smoothened signaling pathway
Cellular component (GO): Golgi apparatus; ciliary membrane
Source: RefSeq, a predicted model, not a curated record